AUGCAGUUCGCCGUCGCUAUUGUGUUCGCCGUUGGCCUCCGCAUGCUCAUGAAUCUGUGGCUCGGAGCCGCUGUGCCGGGCGCACACCCGCCGCGCGCCUCCCACCCUCCGCAAGUGGCAAGCGCGCCCGCCGAUGUGGCAGCGAUCCGGAAAGAGCUACUCACGCUGCAGCGGCUGACUUCGAUUGGCCGGCUCGCCUCGAGCAUGCGUGCGCUCUCGAGCGAGGUGGAUGGCGGUCCGCUGCCCACGCCGCCAGCGUCGCCCGACGCUCGGCACGCCUCUGGUGCGCCUCGCCACUCCGCGGAGGGUGCUCUCGCCGCGGUGGAGGAGUCUCUCGAGCGGCUGACCGCGCGAGGCGCCGAGGAGUGGGAGGAGGAGGACGCGCACGAGAAGCUGGUCGAGUCAACGGCGGGCCAGCUCAACUCGGAGGUCGAGAGGCUGCUCCGCCUCUUCGCCGCGCCGCCCACCGCCGCCAAGCCCUCCAAGGGCAAGGGCCAGCCCGCGACCAACCCCGCCAGCGGGCUGCCGACAGGAGACAUCAAGCCCGCCGCGGCAGCCGCGGGGACGCACCAGGCGCACUCCCUCUCAAAGCCUCAGCAGCCGACCCUCGCCGACACGGAGGGAGACUUCGAGGUGGAGGAGGUGGACUGA
This is a messenger RNA of Emiliania huxleyi CCMP1516, 651 nucleotides long. RefSeq lists its product as hypothetical. The coding region runs from base 1 to 651 and encodes 216 amino acids. The record is from RefSeq and is a predicted model, not a curated record. Lineage: Eukaryota; Haptophyta; Isochrysidales; Noelaerhabdaceae. The transcript has 3 exons.